This is a messenger RNA of Diceros bicornis minor, 4377 nucleotides long. RefSeq names its product zinc finger protein 263 (gene ZNF263). The transcript has 6 exons. Gene Ontology annotation, biological process: regulation of transcription by RNA polymerase II. Bases 587 to 2641 code for a protein of 684 amino acids. The record is from RefSeq and is a predicted model, not a curated record. Gene Ontology annotation, molecular function: RNA polymerase II cis-regulatory region sequence-specific DNA binding; DNA-binding transcription factor activity, RNA polymerase II-specific. Lineage: Eukaryota; Metazoa; Chordata; Mammalia; Perissodactyla; Rhinocerotidae.
AGUCCGCCGGUCACACCCGCCUUGCUAUUACUUUCCACACAUCCAUCUCGCGACUCCAGUCGCCCCUAGGGGCCUCUGCGCUUUCGGGCCCCGCCUCUCGUCUCCAAUUGGCCCCUAACUCGUCCCGCCCCCGCAGGCAAAUCUUCCCUUGUGGUUGGUCAGCGGUGAGUCUAUGCGAGACCUGACCCAAUGGACGCUAGAGUUCGCAGAACGUGACCCGGAAGUUGGCCCUGAGCAGGCGCCGUUGGCUGUGGACGCCUAACUCGCGCGCUGAGACUUCCGGCUGGGAGCAGAAUGCCGAGUGCUGCGUGAGUCCGCGACGAGGGCAAAACCGCGGCUCUCACGUCCUGUCUUAGGGAGGUCCUGGCGGGACGGCCUAGGGGGCCGGCGCGGCUACGCUCGGGACUGACUGGGGUCGAGGCCCCGGAGCUGGCUGCGCCGAGGCUGGAGCUGGGGUCCUCGACCGGGACUUGAAGCACCAGGCCCCCCGGCAUCUACCGACGCUGGCCAUACUUGCGCGGGGACGGGGGCGCCUUCCUAGACGGGCGCAGCUGGUUUCGGGGCCAAGGCGCUCCGGGGCUUGACGAUGGCGUCGGGCCCGGGCUCCCAGCACCGUGAAGGGCUCCUGAUAGUGAAACUGGAGGAGGACUGCGUCUGGAGUCACGAGCUGCCCCAGCCAGACCCAGGGCCCAGUCCAGAGGCCUCCCACUUGCGCUUCAGACGGUUCCGCUUCCAGGAGGCCGCUGGGCCCCGGGAAGCCCUCAGCCGGCUCCAGGAGCUUUGCCAUGGGUGGCUGCGGCCUGAGAUGCGUACUAAGGAGCAGAUCCUGGAGCUGCUGGUGUUGGAGCAGUUUCUGACCAUCUUGCCCCAGGAGAUCCAGAGCAGGGUGCAGGAGCUGCAUCCGGAGAGCGGCGAGGAAGCGGUGACCCUUGUGGAAGAUAUGCAGAGAGAGCUUGUGAGACCGAGGCAACAGGUCACAAACCAUGGGCGGGGAACAGAAGUGCUUUUGGAGGAGACUUUGCCUCUGGAAACAGCACGAGAGUCACCGAGCUUCAAGCUGGAGCCAAUGGAGACUGAGCGAAGCCCUGGCCCCAGGCUGCAAGAGCUGCUAGGCCCCAGCCCCAAAAGGGACCCCCAGGCUGUAAAGGAGAGGGCAUUGUCUGCUCCCUGGCUUUCACUCUUUCCUCCUGAAGGAAACAUGGAAGACAAGGAGAUUACCGGGCCUCAGUUGCCUGAGAGCUUAGAGGACAUGGCUAUGUACGUCUCCCAAGAGGAGUGGGGGCAUCAGGAUCCUAGUAGGAGGGCCCUCUCCAGGGACACGGUGCAGGAGCGUUUUGAGAAUGUGGACUCACUGGAGUCUCAGGUUCCUAGUCAGGAGGCCCUGAGCACCCAGGUGGAACAAGGAGGAAAGCCAUGGGAUCCCAGUGUUCAGAUUUGCAAGGAGGACCUGAGCCCAAGAAGCCCAGCUCCAGGGGAAGAGAAAUUUGAGAACCAGGAAGAAAUUGCUGAGUCCGUUUCCUCUGAGAGUGUCCACCCUCAGGUGCUGCUGCCUGGCCAGGCCAGAGGAGAGGUGCCCUGGAGUCCUGAGCAGGGAAGGCUUCGGGACAGGGCAGAAGGACCUUGGGAGCCUCCCCCAGAGGAUCGGAUGGAGCAGUCCUUAGUGGGGGCCAAAAGUUGCAGGGAACUGGGGCGACCAAAGGAACUGCAGCCGAAGAAGCUCCAUUUAUGUCCAUUGUGUGGCAAAAAUUUCUCAAACAACUCAAACCUAAUUAGGCACCAGAGAAUACAUGUAGCAGAAAGACUGUGUAUGGGUGUGGAGUGCAGUGAAAUCUUUGGUGGGAACCCACACUUUUUAUCACUACACAGAGCACACUUGGGAGAAGAGGCCCAUAAGUGCCUCGAAUGUGGAAAGAGCUUCAGUCAGAAUACUCACCUGACUCGCCAUCAGCGCACCCACACGGGUGAGAAGCCCUAUCAAUGUAACGUAUGUGGAAAAAGCUUCUCUUGCAACUCCAAUCUGCACAGGCACCAGAGAACACACACAGGUGAAAAGCCCUACAAGUGCCCCGAGUGUGGGGAGAUCUUUGCUCACAGUUCUAACCUCCUUAGGCACCAGAGAAUUCACACAGGAGAGAAACCCUAUAAGUGUGCCGAGUGUGGGAAAAGUUUCUCUCGAAGUUCACACCUUGUCAUACAUGAAAGAACUCACGAGAAAGAGAGGCUUUACCCCUUCUCUGAGUGUGGGGAAGCAAUAAGUGACAGCACUCUCUUUCUUACAAAUCAUGGAACCCACAAGGCAGAGAAGAAACUCUUUGAAUGUUUGACUUGUGGGAAAAGCUUCCGGCAGGGCAUGCAUCUCACCAGACAUCAGAGAACGCACACAGGAGAGAAACCAUAUAAAUGUACCCUUUGUGGGGAAAACUUCUCUCAUAGAUCCAACUUAAUCAGGCACCAAAGAAUUCAUACGGGAGAGAAACCCUAUACCUGUCAUGAAUGUGGAGACAGUUUCUCUCACAGCUCAAAUCGGAUUCGUCAUCUGAGAACCCAUACCGGAGAGAGACCCUAUAAAUGUUCUGAAUGUGGAGAAAGCUUUUCUCGGAGUUCACGCCUUAUGAGUCAUCAGAGAACUCACACCGGAUAGAAACAAUGGGAUUUCUUUUUGGCCCAGAUAAGGUGGUAUAUUCAGAGGGUCCUGUUGUGAAGAGCUGGUAUUCCUUGUUCAACUGACCAAAUGAUCUGUGUUUUUAAGGUAAUUAUUAUAAAGAGUAACCAGGGGGAGGGUCACUGUGAGGGAGGUACAGAGGCAGCACAGGAUUAGCAUAAAACUAAAAAGGAAUUUUGCCUGAACUAGUGAGGAUGGCAAGUCUUUAAGGGGACCUGCCCAGGGUGCACCUACCCCCUCAGUAUAUUUAGCCAAGUUGUGAUUUCGGUGCCUUAUUGUGUCCAGUGUCUAUCCCAACAACUUUGGGAAUCCACGUGACUUUCCAUUACUGCUUCCUCACUUGUGACAUGCAGCAGGAGCAUUUGGGUGUCUGAGGCCCUGAGACCAAAGAAGAGGGGCCAGGUCUCCUGGGAAACCAGCUGGAGGCGAUGAAAGACUGGUGGUUGAGUUGCAGCUCUCACAAAGGCCCUGGCUGGGAAGCCAUGGGCAAUCUAUGGCAGCCACCACAGCACCCCUCAAUGGCCCCCUCAACCCCAGGAGGGCCCAUGGGCAGGCCAUGCAUGUAAAUGUCACCUCAGACAAAAAGGAACCAGAGACCUAAGGGAAAUAGCAAGAUGGAAUUUGCAGGUCAGCCCAGGAAUUGGCAGAGGAAACUGGAAUCUGAAUUAGCUUACCUUUUGCAGAGAUCGAGACUUCCCCCACCUCUGUCAGAGGAAGAUAAACAAAGCUCCAGAGUCUUCAGUGGGUUCCAUGGGAGACUUUGAAAAUGUGGAUCCUAGGGAAAUUAAGGAUCAUGCCUUUCCCUGUUGAAAAUAUGUUUGGAUGGUAAUAAAUAUCUUCUGGAGACAUGAAAGUGUGUGACUCUUCCUUGAGGGCCUUUGUCUUAGCCUCCAGUGUUGAUAUGUCUUCUGUCUGCUUUGGUUAGAGGACCUGCUUUCUCCUUGCGGUCUUAGGGUUGGUCGGGAAGGUUCUAACAAAGGUGUCAGCAGACAGGCUGGGUGUCUGGUGAGGUAAGGUGUGGCCCUGGCCAGCUCCAGGCUCAGACUGUUGUUUGAUAACAAAAAGUCACGCCCAGUGGCUGAUUGGGGUGAUGAUGUCAUAAGGGUCUCCUAGAAGGCUUUUUUCCUUCUGUAGUGUACAACAGUAAAAAAAAAUCUGAUUCUUUGUUUAGAAUAUUUACUUUCUUGCAAAGUAGCUGAAGGAAGAUCUGGCUCUUCAAAGACAGAAUAUUUUGGUCUUGCAAAUGGUUCCCAGGAAAGAUGGUCCUGAUAUAACUGAGUUAUAGCCCACUAAUGGAGGGAAGUUAUAAGGGAGGGCAAAAUUAUUAGGGGAAAACAUUUUACAAUGGGGAAUCAGGAAUAGGAAUUCUAGGAGUGUGUAUGUAUGGGAAAGAGGUAGAAUACCAGAAAGUAUUUUAGGAGUAGGAAAUCUGGAUGCCAGGAAAACAUCUCAGGAUUUGGCCCUGGAGGAAGACAUGUAACUAGCUGUUCUUUGGGAGAAAAAGAUGAAACAUUCCAUUGGCAACAAUACAAUAAAAUACAGCAAUUUUAAGUGAGGCAAAUUACCCUACGUGCCCUGCCUCUUCCUUAUCAGUCUUGUCUCAGCCCUGCCUCAGUUUAGUAUGACUUUUCUCUUGGUUUUCUGAGCUGAUUUUUAAAAAUCUUAUUUUCUCAUUUCUCUCCGUUUCUCUUAUCCACAAGAGGGCAGUGGUAGUG